AUGAUCCAAGAGGUGCUGCACAACUGUCAUGACUCCAUUGAAGGAGGACACCAAGGUGUCGUCCGCUCUUACCAGAGAGUAAAACACGACUACUACUGGAUCGGUCUCUACGCAGAUGUGGAGAAACAUGUGAAAUCGUGUCUCGACUGCGGCUCGAGUAAGAGUUUGCCGCAGCUUAAAGGCUACUCGCCUCGCAAUGUGCUCGCGGAGCGACCAUUCCAGGUGGUGUCGAUGGAUUUUGUGAUCCCUCUGCCGAGAUCUCGUCGGGGGAACACUGCCCUAUUGUUAUGGCAGUGCUCGUUUACUGGGUUUGUGAUCGCUAAAGCGAUGUCAGAUACCGAUGCCCUGACUGUGGGCCAAGGUGUUCGAGGAAUACGAUUUGGUGCUCCGUCUCUUAUUCGUCACGACCGAGACCCACGCUUUAUGAGCGAGGUCUUCCAGGCCUUCGCUGAGUUAAUACAAGCACGGUCAAGGUCAACACUGAGAUAUCGCCCACAAGCAAAUGGACAGCAAGAGCGGUCGGCCAAGAAGACCGUGAUGCAGUCGGUCAAGGUCUAUGUGGAAGACCCGUUGCAGCAAGACUGGGAUGAGAUCGCUGAGCGACUAGUCUUUGUGAUCAACAACACCCAUGAUAUGACCAGGAAAGAGACACCAUUCUACUUGGUACAUGGAUGGGAUGCCCAUACGACACUACGAGCAAUGGCGACCUCUCUGAAGCGAGGUGUUGGUAAGCAGACUGAGGCACUAGCCUGGCGACGAGAAAUCAACCGCCACCAGCAGAUUGCUCUCAAAAUGGCGAAAGAAUACCAAGCUGUGGAGAAGGCCCGACGUGCUAGAAUUCAUAACGAGAAGCUCAGUCGCAAAGAACAAGCCGCGAUACCAAAAAAUGUGAAUGAUGACUCGCCCGACGAUGACUCGGAACUGAAGUCUCUAUUUCGACCUGGAAGCCGA
Phytophthora megakarya is the source of this 951-nucleotide messenger RNA. The record is from the annotation of a GenBank genome assembly. Lineage: Eukaryota; Oomycota; Peronosporomycetes; Peronosporales; Peronosporaceae.